GCAGGAAGCUAUCGUUGAGAGGCGUUUACGCCCUAUUUAUGGUAAAUAUCCCUGUUUUCCGAGUGUCUCUUGCCUCUCCCGAAGAUUCCCUGGAGGUGGGCAACAACAAGAAGGCCCUCCAGGAGGCGGAAAAGGUGCUGAAGAAGAGCCCCUCGAUGCAGUGCGGCCGGGCGCUGAAGGCUCUCGCCCUGUUGAGGUUAGGUCGCGACGAGGAGAGCGAGACAAUCGUGAAGAGUCUCGCCGACGAGGAUAUCUGUGAUGAUCCCACGCUCCAGGUGAUGACGUUCUGCUACAGGGAGACGGAGCAGCUGGACAAAAUAUGCUCCAUGUACCAGAAGGCCGUGAAGCUGGCGCCGAAGAACGAGGAGAUCCUGUCGCACCUCUUCAUGGCCUUCGUCCGCAUAAAUGACUACAAGAGCCAGCAAACGGUAGCGCUCCAGCUGUACAAGUUGCGCCCCAAGAACCCCUACUACUUCUGGGCGGUGAUGAGCAUCGUGCUGCAGGCGCUGCGCGGCCCGGACAGCGAGGACAAGGGCAAGCGGAGAGUGCUGUUGGCGCUGGCGCAGCGCAUGGUGGACAAGCUGAUCAGCGAGGACAAGCUGGACGCCGAGCAGGACGUGCAGCUGUACAUCAGCAUCCUGCAGCACCAGGAGAAGUUCCAGGAGGCGCUGGACUUCCUCGAGGGCGCCGUGUGCAAGAAGCUGUACCCCAGCGCGCCCGUGUCCAUCAAGAUCGACCUGCUGCAGAGCCUGAGCCAGUGGGCGGAGCUCAAUGUGCUGCUGAAGCAGCUGCUGGACGACAACAGGGACCGCUGGGACUACUACAAGCUCUACAUCGAGUCGUGCUUCCGCCUCGAGGACGCGCAGAGCACGGCCGAGGGCACGGAUCACACCAUGGAGAUGUGCCACGAGUUCAUCUGCCUGAUGAUGGAGGGCGGCAAGAAGGUGCGCGGCCCGUAUCUCGCGCGCCUGGAGCUGCACCGCCGGCUGCGGGAGCGCAACAAGGACCCGGCGCCGCUGCUCGGCGACUACGUCGAGCUGCUGAUCGAGUACUUCCGCCUCUUCGGCGACAAGACCUGCUGUGCACUGGACAUCAAGAUGUUCCUCGAGUAUCUGCCGAUGCACGAGCGCCCCGGUUUGGCGUCGCGUCUUAUCGUGGAGUGCGGAAUCAGCUCCACGACGCUUCCACAGAACAAGGAGCAGAUGCAAAAGCACAUUUGCUCGCUGCAAAUCUCACGCUACGUCGGCGUGCACACGUUCCUCAGCACGGAGCACCUGGAGGCGCUGCACACGGCGCUGAGUCUGCACUACGAGCACGGCGUGACGGCGUUCGGCGUGGAGCUGAUGCCCACGGAGAUCGGGCCGUCGGAUCCUUACGCGCUGCUGGCCGUUCACGUGAUGUACGAUCUGUCGCAGCGCUUCAAUGCAUCGAAGCAUCUUGUGGAGGCGCUUUGUCUUCUGCAGUAUCUGCUGUCCAAUUCGCCGAACAACUUCCAUGCGAAGCUGCUCUCACUGAAAGUGUAUCACUUCCUGGGCUGCGGCAUGGGCGCCAUGAAGAUCUACGAGACGCUGGACAUCAAGCACAUCCAGCUGGACUCGAUGGGCUUCAUCCAUUGCGCUCUGUUGCCCAGCAUUGGUCUGCCGUCAAUUGCCAAGCCACUGUACGAUGCCACGCUCAAGUUCUUCACAACGAGUCUCAAGGAUAGCGUCGAGUAUCUGGCCAUGAGCUACAAGUUCGGCUCCUUCUCGAAGCUGCAAGAGUUCAUGGACUUUCGCGAGAAGCUCGCGAAUAGCUUACAUUAUUCACUAAUCUCCGUGGAGGCGAUUCUAAUGGAAAUCGCAGGUUACUGCGGCACGAUGGCGCACAACUUGUCCAGCUUCCGCAGCAUGCGAAUCCAUCCGGAGGAGGACAAGAUCAAGUGGGACCAGCUGACGGACAACCGCGAUCUGGCCGUGGUGGUGCGAUGGGAUCCCACCAGCGUGACGACGGCGGAUGGCGUGACGACGCUGACGUCGGCACAGGACAUGGCCGAGGAGAGCUUCAGGCAGGAUCGCGAGCUGUUGCGGCUGCGCGUGGCGAUUCUGCAUCUCACGGCGGCGUGCAUAAAUCUGCUGUCGAAUCGCGAUGCAACCAAAGAUGCCCGACUGAGUGACACGCACUUGGCGCUGCACGCGGCCUGGCGGGGUGUGUUCAGUCGCGCGCGUGAGGCCAAUUAUCGGCCAAUCAGUGAUCAGUACUUAGUUAAUAUUCUGCCGUCGCGUCUGCACGCAGUGCUGGCGCUGCCGUACGAGGACACGCUGCACGCGCUGUCGGACUUUGUGGCGUGCGUGUUCAGUGGCGCGGAGAACCCCAAGGAGCGCGGCGAUGCGCUGAGUGAGUGCUUGACUGACGUGGCGUCGCGCCUGCAGGCGCACAUCGCGACGCACAAUCAGCAGAGUGAUGUGAUUUGGCAGCGGCGCGGCGUGCAGGAGAAUGUGGUGAAUUGCAUUGAGAUACUGUCGCUGUGUUCAUUUGUGCUGGCGUGCGGAUACGAGCGCUUCAGCGCGGCGGCAAUUGGCAGCCAGCAGGCGGGCAAGAAGAGCAGGAAGCGCGAGUCGCUGGGCAACGGCGAGGCGCUGGGCGCCGCACAGGUGGCGGAGAAGGAGCGGCUGGUGGCAAUUGUGGAUGUUCUCAAGUGUCUGAGAAAUCAACUGACUGCGUGCGACACAGCACUUGACUCAUGGAAAAUGCCACAAGUCUCUAAUGAACUAUUGGAUAGUCUGGCGGCGAUGUCACUGAAUCCGAAAGUUGAGGCGACUGUUAGUGGCAUUUUCAGGGAGAAUCAUCGACUUGUGGUCAAAGAGCUCAAGAAUGCCGUCAAAGAGAAAAUUCGGAUGGUGCAGAAGUCGUAAGAAAUGGGGUUUUGUGCGGAGUGGCUGAAUUGCGGACGAAACUGCACAUCAUCAUGUUCAUUUUAGUUAGAAGGUAAAAUAGACAAACCCCUCUUUUCAACCACCCCCUUUUCACAACGGAGAUUAAUUCGCCGCCUCCCGAAUUUCACCAAUUUUCACAAUGAAUGCCGACGAAUGGAUGCAAUGAGCACAAAAGGAGGUAAAAAAAAGGAGGUGGAGAAGAAGAACAGCGAAUUGUAUAUUUAAAAGCAGAAGAAGAAGAAGAGGAGAAAAAAUCACUUCACAAUUGGUGAGGAAGUUUUGCUGAGAAAACAAGCCCAUCAGUGGAAAAGUAUAAUAAAUUCGGUGGAAAUAAA
This is a messenger RNA of Phlebotomus argentipes, 3247 nucleotides long. RefSeq names its product phagocyte signaling-impaired protein (gene psidin). Lineage: Eukaryota; Metazoa; Arthropoda; Insecta; Diptera; Psychodidae. Gene Ontology annotation, molecular function: protein binding; protein-N-terminal amino-acid acetyltransferase activity. Gene Ontology annotation, biological process: N-terminal peptidyl-methionine acetylation. The transcript has 6 exons. Bases 39 to 2891 code for a protein of 950 amino acids. The record is from RefSeq and is a predicted model, not a curated record. Gene Ontology annotation, cellular component: cytoplasm; NatB complex.